CCUUAUCCCAAUCCAUUCCCAAUCCAUGGAGUAGACGAGGAGAGGCACCAGACUUGCUCUCUACAUGGAAAAAAAUCCCCAAUCCCCAACUUGCUGUCUACAGAAAAAAGAUCCCCAAUCCAUUCGUCGGUGAUUUAGAGCAGCGAUGGAGGGAGCAAACGGCGAAGAUGUGCCGAGGAGGACAUGUCGGAGGGCAUCGGGGAUCGGCGUCGUCGAGCAUCGCCCAUGAUUGGGCGUCGGAUGGAGCGGCCGGCGUCGAGGUCAGCCCACAGUGGAGCAGCGGAAGGUGAGGACGCCCUGCUCUGCCACUGCAGCUCGGGACUCAGGCAGGCGGGGAAAGGAGAGGAGGACCUGUCGCGGCGAUGCAAAUAGCUGCGCAUGCAGGCGGCCAAAGGCGACGAUUGAGCAAGCGAGCGAUGGCGUCCUCGGCCUUGGGGAGCAGCAACAGCAGCGACGGCGUCGGCGAGCAGCAGGUGCAGUGUCCUCGUCCUCCACGAGCAACAGGCAGCCGGAGCGGCGGCGGCGUCAUGUCCUUUGCAAUCAGCGGACAGUGGCGUCGGCAAGCAGCGUAGCAGGUGCGGCGGCCUCGACCUUGACGAGCAGUUGGAGCAGCUCUGUGCGGGAGGUGGAGAUGGAGAUGGUGGGUGGAUCGGAGGGGGGAGCCGCUCCUGUCGGCCACCAGCUCCACCCCGUCCUCCUCUCCUCAUUGCGGCGGCGACGGCCUCCUCCUCCAUCCCCUCUUCCGGUGUUGGGCGCAGGAGUAGGCGGCAGUUGGAGCGGGCGCUGCGGCGAUGGACGCGACGGCGACGAGCACGGUCGCGGGUGGCGGUGAGGACUGCGCUCCUCCAUCCCCGAUUUCCUCUUUGUGAUGAAUGUUUUAAGAGAUUUUUUUUUCUUUUGCAAUUUUUUCCUUUUGUUGGCCCCGGUGAUUUGUGAUGAUUUUGCUUCAUUGUUGUUGUAUUUGUGAUUUUGUGAUUCAUGUUUCUCUCUUUUCCGUGCAUAGUUCUUGGCUUAGAUGAAUCGGAUUCUUGAUUUUGAUUUCGAUUCGAUUUUGAUUUUGUUCUCUGUUCGGGCGGAGGGCAUCACCCGUGGAUGAACGCGUAAAAAGAUACGGAUGAAAACAGAUUGACGAACGAAAAUAAAAUAGGUGACGAUUGGAAAAAUACCAAUCUUUUAAUUAGUUAAGAUAAGAUAUAGAAUAGAUUCACGGACGGACGACGGACGCCCCCAUCGACCAUCGUCUCCUCGCCGCAGGCUUCACAGGUACAACCAUUUCAGCCAGAAGAGCACACAUGGAUGGGAUCUGUCUAGUAAACAAAAAAAGGAGACUGACGCUCAGGCCAUGUGUUGAAGUAGAUCACAGCAGCAAGCGGGUAAGAUCGCGAUGUGCUAAGUUUGAGUCUCUCCCAGAGGACAUAGUGUCAAGGAUUAUUUCACAACUAACAUUGAAGGAAGCUGUUGUAAUGAGCUCGACAUCGACCAAGUUGAGAAGAGCUUGGAUUUACCAUCCUAAUCUUUACUUGGACACUUCAAUAGUGUUUGGCAGUUCUGAUCGCCAGAAGCGAGUGCCGAGCACUGAGACGUUUAUUGACACAGUCAAUUUUAUCUUGAGGACGCACAGUGGUUUAGGAGUGAACAAACUUGCUGUUAUGUUUGAGUUGAGGAAGGAGCAUGCACAUGACAUUGAUGGAUGGGUUUCCUUUGCUGUUACAUCCAAGGCAAGGGUUGUCACCCUCAACUUUUCUCCAUAUCAUGGAUCGCAUGAUCGCAGUUACAACUUCCCAUGUCAUCUUUUCAACGGCAAAAGUGGAUCUCACCUUCAAGUUCUUCAACUUGAUACCGUUACUUUGGGUCCAAGUCCUCCUGGCUUUUGUGGCUUUGCUAACCUUACAAUGCUUACUUUGGAGAAUGUGCUUGUAUUGGGCGAUUUGCAGUUCUUACUGAAAUGCCCUGCCCUUGAAUGGUUGACUAUCCGAAUGUGCUCCCAGUUACAUAAUUUGUAUGCUCCUGAACCAUUGCCGCGGUUGACAUUUUUGUGUGUACAAGAUUGUGCAAUUGACAAGAUUGAUGUUCAUGCCCCUAAUCUCACCACAUUUAAGUAUAGAGGUCGUUUUAAAGUUAUUAUUGCCCUUCGGGAAUGCUUGAAGCUUAAGACUGCAAGCAUUGUAUCCCCCAUUGAGGACAACCUUUACUAUAUUUUCACUGAGCUUCCAAAUGGGUUACCUCAUGUUGAGAGACUACACGUGAAUGUUUUUGUCAAGACUCAGAUACCUGGAUUUACUCAGGCCCCUUACAAAUUUAUCAAUUUAAGGCAUCUGACCAUGAGGAUAACCUAUGAAAUUGCUAAACGCUUUGGUAGAAAUGCAGUUCUGCAACUAGCAUAUUUUUCGGAAGCUGCUCCGUUUUUGGUGGACCUUCAUUUGGAUAUGCUGUGUUUAGAUUUUUACGAGUCCCGUCCUGCAAGAGACGUGAUUAUGAAUCGCCCUCACUACAGUCUCAAGAGAGCUUGCAUAACCGGAUUCAAUGGCAAUGGAGGGCAAGUUGCACUAGUAAAAUUUAUCCUCAAGAAUGCAGUAAAAUUGGAGGAAAUGGUUAUAGAUCCAAAAGGUAGAAUAACGAACCAAAUGAUGGGAGAGCACAAAGGCCGUAGAAUGAUUAAGGAAAAACUUGUUCCAAAAUACAAGAAUGGCCUACUUGUAAUUCUAUAACUUCUCAAGUUAUGCAUUCUGUUUUUCUCAAUGAAUUUAAGUUAUGUCUGGGCAGUGAUAUAUUUACUUGCCCUUUAACCCUUUUUUUUUUUCUGAAGCAACGAUAAUAAAUAUUUUAUGCGAUGGAGCAUUUGCUAAGUUAGAGUACUAGUAGAGUAGUGCAAAUGUACUAGUAUUGUGAUUGUGUUUUUCUUUUUGCAAUACUGAAGGGAAGGGUCAUCUUGGUCUGAAA
This is a messenger RNA of Oryza sativa Japonica Group (Japanese rice), 2940 nucleotides long. RefSeq names its product F-box/LRR-repeat protein At3g26922. Lineage: Eukaryota; Viridiplantae; Streptophyta; Magnoliopsida; Poales; Poaceae. Gene Ontology annotation, molecular function: protein binding. The record is from RefSeq and is a predicted model, not a curated record.